Messenger RNA from Solanum stenotomum, 1717 nucleotides. RefSeq names its product cytochrome P450 94C1-like. The transcript has a single exon. NCBI's taxonomy places the organism in Eukaryota, Viridiplantae, Streptophyta, Magnoliopsida, Solanales, Solanaceae. Bases 43 to 1572 code for a protein of 509 amino acids. Gene Ontology annotation, molecular function: monooxygenase activity; iron ion binding; heme binding. The record is from RefSeq and is a predicted model, not a curated record.
CCAAAUUUAUAUUUCCUUUUGUGUUAUACUCAUUUUUCUUCAAUGGAGUCGCAAGUAUACACUUUGUUGCAAUAUUUGCAAUUGUCUAUUGGCUAUUUUCUCUUCACUUUUGCCAUUGGCUUCUCUGUUUUCUCUGUUUUAGUCUUGUUGUUAAGACACAAGUUUUGGUCAUGGUGCACUUGUGACAUUUGCCAUUGUUACCUUACAUCUAGUUGGAGAAAAGAAUUUACAAAUCUUGGUGAUUGGUAUGCUCAUCUUCUCCGUAAUUCGCCAUCACAAACGAUACGAAUACAUGUUCUUGACAACAUAAUCACAGCCAAUCCAAGAAAUGUGGAGUACAUGCUCAAAACCAACUUCUUGAAUUAUCCUAAAGGGAAGCCUUUUUCAAUGAUUCUUGGUGAUCUUUUAGGUGAUGGUAUUUUUAAUGUUGAUGGUGAUUUAUGGAUGUUUCAAAGAAAAAUGUCUAGUCUUGAACUUGGUAGUAUGUCUAUUAGAUCUUAUGCAUUUAACAACGUGAAAAAUGAGAUCAAUUUUAGGCUUAUACCACUUUUAUCCUCACAUGUUGUUGUAUCAUCAUCACAACAUGAUUUUAAAAGUUUGGAUUUACAAGAUGUUUUUAGAAGAUUUUCUUUUGAUAACAUAUGUAAAUUCUCUUUUGGUUUAGACCCUUGUUGUCUUGAACUAUCCCUUCCUCUUUCACAUUUCGCGUAUUCAUUCGAUUUGGCUACAAAAUUGUCAGCAGAGAGGGCAAUGGUAGCAUCACCAUUGAUAUGGAAGAUCAAAAGAUUUUUGGACAUUGGAACAGAAAAGAAGUUAAAAGGGGCCAUUGAGGAUAUUAAUGUACUUGCAAAUGAAGUCAUAAGGCAAAAAAGGAAAUUAGGUUAUUCAAAUCAUCAAGAUCUUUUAUCAAGAUUUAUGACUAUGGUUGAUAAUGAUGUUUAUUUAAGAGACAUUGUGAUAAGUUUCAUAUUAGCAGGGCGUGACACGGUGGCAUCGGGUCUAACAAGUGUAUUUUGGUUGUUAACAAGUCAUCCUGACGUUGAAUUGAGAAUUCGUGAAGAAACGAGUCGUGUCAUGAAACAAAAUGAUGAAGAGUUUUUGAAGUUUGAAGAAAUGAAUCAAAUGCAUUAUUUGAAUGCUGUGAUUCAUGAAAGUAUGAGGCUAUAUCCACCAGUGCAAUUUGAUUCAAAAUUUGCUAGUGAAAAUGAUGUUUUUGUAGAUGGUACAUUUGUUGGUAAAAAUGAUAGGGUGACAUAUCAUGUGUAUGCAAUGGGGAGAAUGGAAAAUAUUUGGGGUAAAGAUUAUAUGGAGUUUAAGCCAGAACGUUGGUUAAAAAAUGGUAUAUUUUGUCAACAAAGUCCUUUUAAAUAUCCUGUUUUUCAAGGUGGAAUUAGGGUUUGUUUAGGUAAGGAAUUGGCACUAAUGGAAAUGAAGUGUGUAGUGGCUUCUAUGUUGCAACACUUCGAAAUUCGGGCCGUGGCGGUCGGCAGUGAACCUCGGUUUGAUCCGGGGUUGACGGCAACCGUGAGAGGCGGGCUUCCGGUGGUGGUUAGGAGGAGGAGGGGCAUUUGAAGUUUUUUAGCUAGUAGCAUGACCACCAGUAUGGUUUAUCGUUUGUUGUAUUACAUUCUAGUAUCUGAAACUUACUGUUUCGAUUAAUUCAGAUUCACAUUGUAUAGGAUCCAUUUAAAAGAGAAGUGUUUUGUGAUAGAAAUUU